Psilocybe cubensis is the source of this 798-nucleotide messenger RNA. RefSeq lists its product as uncharacterized. The coding region runs from base 1 to 798 and encodes 265 amino acids. The transcript is spliced from 2 exons. Lineage: Eukaryota; Fungi; Basidiomycota; Agaricomycetes; Agaricales; Agrocybaceae. The record is from RefSeq and is a predicted model, not a curated record.
AUGAGGACAACCGGUACCAUUAAGUCUGUCUUUGAAAGGAGGUUAGACAGGCUAAGCUAUGAAGGAUAUCUUAAGCACGCGCAUUCCAUGAUUAACUUUAUGACCCUUGCGUUGCUUGCCUUGGCAAUACUUUACUCCGUCGCCCCAGCUGUAGGAAACGGCUUUGUGAAUUUUCCGCCCAGUCGUCAAGCACGUUGCCUCUAUGGUCAAGUACCUGACUGCGGUGACGUCCAGUACGAGCCACAGAGCGUCGAAGGUUUGGCAGGGUCCUUCAGCUGUAAUGGAGAUGGAGAACGAUUUCACGAACUUAAUGAUAAUUCCUUGUUCGAGAACCUCCACUUCUCCGUCCCAGAAGACAUUGAGAAACUUUCCUUCACUUGGGUGAUUACUGCGCCGCACAGGACCAUAGUUUGGGAGUACUUUGUAAUCACUCAGGACAACACCUUGCUAUAUUCAGAUCAAGCAUUCAACCAAACCCCUCCGGCAACCCUCACCCAUAUGGUACCGCUGAAUGGGAUCAAAGGGGCACAGACAGUCCUUGCACGAUGGACAAUUGGCGAUACUGAGAACGCUUUCUAUUCCUGUGUCGAUCUACUGAUUGUAAAUGCUGCCACUGCCACUGCCACUCCUGGAGCAGUCGCCACACCAGCGCCUGUUUCAAUGCCCUCCGGCUUCCAUGAUUCGGCCAGACACGAGAAUUCAGUCAACCGAUCGGCCUAUUCCAGUGCUGAAUCGAGUCACACCGGUGCACAGAAAGCUAUCCAAAAAAAAUUUUACAUCCAGGGUCCACAUUCCUGA